AUGACCGCGGCCUCGCUCAUCGAAAGCACGCCGCGCGCGGUGCGCAUGAGCUACCGCAUCGGGCGCGGCGAGCAGGGAGUGCUGACGUUCGAGCCAUACAAGUCGGCGCUGCUGCCGCUGUGGCGGUUCCGGACGGUGGCGGUCGCGCGCGCGAGCGCCGCCGACCUCUGGCGGCGCUUCGAGGUGUUCGGCGAGCAGGGCGACUUCGUCGGUAUGGACAUGGCGCGCAAGUUCAUCCAGAUGGGCAUGACACGCGCCAAGCGGUACGCCAACCACGCCGGCGGGCGCAAGUACAGCAAGGCCACCGGCGAGCAGCUGCCGCGCAGCGAGGCCCACCGGGGCAAGCAGGAGAAGGAGGCCGCCAGCCGGGUCUUCAGGGAGUACUGGGAGCGGUGCCGGGCCCAUGAUGUCUACAAGACGCUGAAGGAGCAGUUUCUCCAGGAGCAAAAGGAAUGGGAAAAGAGCAUGAAGGAAAAAGAGGCAGAAUAG
This is a messenger RNA of Neoarthrinium moseri, 489 nucleotides long. RefSeq lists its product as uncharacterized. Lineage: Eukaryota; Fungi; Ascomycota; Sordariomycetes; Amphisphaeriales; Apiosporaceae. Bases 1 to 489 code for a protein of 162 amino acids. The record is from RefSeq and is a predicted model, not a curated record. The transcript has a single exon.